Messenger RNA from Coprinopsis cinerea okayama7#130, 1688 nucleotides. Its product is annotated as cytochrome P450. The transcript is spliced from 12 exons. The record is from RefSeq and is a predicted model, not a curated record. Gene Ontology annotation, molecular function: monooxygenase activity; iron ion binding; oxidoreductase activity, acting on paired donors, with incorporation or reduction of molecular oxygen. Bases 29 to 1531 code for a protein of 500 amino acids. NCBI's taxonomy places the organism in Eukaryota, Fungi, Basidiomycota, Agaricomycetes, Agaricales, Psathyrellaceae.
GUCAACUGCUCAGACCUCCCCCCGGAAAAUGGUCUCUAACGUCUUGCGGAUUUCGGACUCGAUCAUUAAACAGUUACCGGGACAUUCAUUCACGGCGAUUACACUUGGAUUAGGCGCUCUCGCCGCUGUAUGGGCCCUCUUUUCGCCCAAGAGUUCCUCCGCCAAGCUCCCAUACCCGCCAGGGCCGCGAGGAUACCCCAUCAUCGGAAAUAUACUAGACGUACCGCUCCAAUAUCCGUGGGUUGUCUACAAGGAGUGGGCUGCCCAGCACGGCGAUAUAGUCUUCAUCAAAGCCCUAAACCAGCCCAUUCUAAUUUUAGACUCGUUGCGCCGCAUUGAAGACUUGCUGGAGAAGCGGUCGUUGCUCUACUCAAAUAGGCCACCGAUGCCUAUGUUGCGAGGAUUAAUGGGGUGGGAUAAUAUGUUUGUAGCCAUGGAUUACGGCCCUCGGUGGCGACUUCAGAGGAAGACUUUUGCGCAGUACUUUACGCAGAGCGAGAACAAGAAAUACCAUCCUCUGCUCAGGGAACGGGUGCAAGAGCUCAUUGAGCGAGUAAGGUUGAAUCCCAACAAUCAUGACGCUCCCACUCUCGUUACCAGGUUCACGACAUCCGUCAUAAUCAAGGUCACGUACGGAUUCGAUAUCGACGACAGCAAGGUUUACAACGAAACUAUCCAAGGCGUGGUCGAUAGGUUUCAAGAAGCCGCCCUCCCCGGGCGGUUCCUUGUCGAUGUGAUGCCGUUCCUCAAAUAUGUCCCCGCCUGGCUCCCUGGCGCAGGAUUCCAGCGGUUUGUCGAAGAGAGGAUGAAGAGAGGCGAGGCUUCAUCCUGUAUGGCUUCUGACAUGAUUGAACGACUACCCGACCACGACGAUCCAACCCGUUCCAACAUGGAAAGGACUUUUCGCGAGGUGGCUUCGCUCACGCACAUAGCUGGAGUCGAUACGGUCGCAGGGGCCUUAGGCAGCUUCAUCUAUGCAAUGUGCAUCUACCCCGAAGUUCAGAGGAAGAUACAGGAUGAACUCGAUGCGAACAUCGUACCGGGACAUCUACCCUCCUUCGAUAACCGCGAUCAGCUGCCUUACCUCAAUGCCGCUAUAAAAGAGGGCCUGCGCUGGAUCACUAUUGGUUCACCAAUAAGCGAUGCUCGUCGAGGCUUCCCCCACGUCGUGGCCAAAGACGACGUGUACGAUGGAUACAUAAUCCCCAAAGGCACAGUAGUACUGGGGAAUGCGUGGUCAAUUCACCAUAACCCAGAAUACUAUCCAGAUCCAUCCGAGUUUAUGCCCGAGAGGUUCCUCGAUCCAAGCAAACCCGCGCUCGAUCCCGCUCUUGUCGCUUUUGGAUACGGUCGAAGGUCCUGCCCUGGCGUUCACUUCGCGUUCGACGUCAUGUUCAUCUUCUGCUCUUCGAUCUUGACCGAGUUUGAGGUGUACUCGCCGGAGCCCUUACCCAAGGUACCAGAUCUGGUCGACGGACCCAAAUCAGGAGUGAAAUCGUUCCAAUGUAACUUCCGACCCAGGAUCUGCUAGCCCGCAGGAAUGUUGUAAGUAUAUCGAACAAAGUUACUUGCCACUGCUCAGCGCUGGCUGUGUCCAAUGGGUGCCAUGGUUUCGAGAUGAGGGGUCUCCACUAAUUCCUGUAGUAAAUUUAUGGAUGUUUUUCGACUCAUAGAAUCAUAGCCCGUAU